AUGUCCGGAAGACCUCAAGACGAUAGAAACCAGGAGGCUACUGUAUAUCUGGGUAAUCUCGAUGAACGGUGCACGGACGCACUCAUUUGGGAGUUAAUGCUACAAGCAGGACCUGUUGUAAACGUGCACCUUCCAAAGGAUCGCAUCUCAAUGGCUCACCAGGGGUACGGUUUCUGUGAGUUCCUGACAGAGGAGGAUGCAGAGUACGCAUGCAAAAUCAUGAACCAGAUCAAAUUAUGGGGUAAGCCCAUCAGGGUGAACAAAGCAUCAUCCGACAAAAAACAACUCGAUGUAGGAGCAAACCUCUUCAUCGGCAACCUGGACGAGAACGUGGACGAGCGACUGCUAUACGAUACUUUCAGCGCGUUUGGUAUGAUGGCCACAACUGCAAAGAUUGCACGAGACCCUGGUACGGGGGUUUCAAAGGGUUAUGGCUUCGUCUCAUACACGGACUUCGAGUCCUCCGACGCUGCAACAGAAUCCAUGAACGGCCAGUUCCUCAUGAACAAAGCCAUCACUGUGCAGUAUGCGUUCAAGAAAGAUGGAAAAGGCGAGCGCCAUGGUACCUCAGCAGAACGUCUACUCGCCGCACAAGCACGGAAGAACAAUGCACUUCCCAUCACCUCCCGUCCUCCUCCUGCACAGAUGGCUUUUGGUGCUCGUCCUCCUAUGCCGGGGUUCCAGGGUCCUUAUCAAGGGCAGUUCGCGGGUGUGCUUGCUCAGCCGCCACCUCCACCUGGUUUCAACCCGCCGCAGACUGUUGUUCCACAAGGAAUCCCCGUGAUGGGAGGAAUGCCACCUGUAGGGAUGGGAAUACCGCCGCCACCGCCCAACAUGUUUCCUCCUGGAGCGUUCCCGCCUCCGCCACCACCUGGUUUCGCCGUGCAUCAGUGA
Molecule: messenger RNA, 894 nt
Organism: Suillus fuscotomentosus
Lineage: Eukaryota; Fungi; Basidiomycota; Agaricomycetes; Boletales; Suillaceae
Exons: 5
Coding region: 1-894 (297 amino acids)
Biological process (GO): positive regulation of mRNA splicing, via spliceosome
Cellular component (GO): nucleolus; U12-type spliceosomal complex
Molecular function (GO): RNA binding
Source: RefSeq, a predicted model, not a curated record